Meloidogyne enterolobii is the source of this 567-nucleotide messenger RNA. NCBI's taxonomy places the organism in Eukaryota, Metazoa, Nematoda, Chromadorea, Rhabditida, Meloidogynidae. The record is from the annotation of a GenBank genome assembly.
UAAAAUUAAGCCUGAAAGUGACUCAUACGGGCCCGACCUGAUAAAAACAAACCUGGAAAAAUGCCUUGACCGUCAGCCAGAAUCGAAAACGACACCCCUAGUUAUUUACAAAAAAAAUUUUUUUGGGGAAGAGGGUAGGGGGUGGUGUGGGAUAUAAUGUCUCCUUCCUUCCAUUUAUUUUUAAAAUUUUAUUUAAAAAAUAUAUUUCUUUUUCAGAUUCAUUUUGUAUUUAUAUCCAAAGCUUUAACCAAAUAUUGGAUUUUUCUGGUUGUAAUUUGUCUUUUAUUCAACACUCCUUUAGCUUCCAGCAACAAUUUAUUUUCUAUUGGAUUUUUUAUUUUCUUUGUUUUUCUUUUGCUUAUAUUUCAGAUAUCUUUUCGCUUCUUCCGCAACACAAUAUUUGCUUUUUUAACAUUAUUAAUUAUUUAUUCUUCCCUUGUGCUCAUUUCAAUUUAUUGUUAUCAAUUUCCAAGUGUUCCUGAAUUUUUGAAUAAAUUAACUGGAUUAAAUUUAAAAUUGGCUGAAGAAAUUGGGUUACAAAAAUAUGAGGGAGAAGAUUUUGGGUAA